ACAGCAGCAACAACAGCAGCAGCAGCUGCAGCAGCAACUACUUUCUGAACAACUGCAGCAAAUGAACCUACAGCAACAACAAAUGCGCCAGCAACAUCAACAGCAACUACAAGAAGUUCGUCAGCAGCAAGUGGAGCAACAACGCAUACGUGAACAGCAGCUUCGACAGAUGCAUCAGCAACGUCAACGGCACAUGCAAGAGGUUCGUCAGCAGCAAGUAGAGCAACAACGCAUACGUAAACAGCAGCUUCGACAGAUGCGCCAGCAACAUCAGCAGCAAAUGCAACAAUUUCGGCAGAAUAUGAACGAACAGCAACGGCAACUGCAACAACAACUCCGUCAGAUGCACUGGCAAUUACGUCACUAACGGCAUAAACUACAGAAACAAUAAAGUGGGCCUUAAACUAAACGACAAAUUGAUUAUUGCACUAUUAAACCGGACCUAAUCGUCACAACGGCCAUGUAGUUCGAUUGGCUAGCCAGCCAAUCCCAAAAACUGACUUCGUCCCUCCUUUCAUUUUGCUCAACUUUCCCCGUAUUAAUUCAAGAGGAAACACCGGCCGCUCUCUCAUUUUCAAAUUUAAUCGUAGCUUCAGGACUCCAAUUCGGAGUUGGACACUCGGUAAUGAAAUAAUAAGCUGCUAUAAACUUC
Patiria miniata (bat star) is the source of this 652-nucleotide messenger RNA. RefSeq lists its product as uncharacterized. The record is from RefSeq and is a predicted model, not a curated record. Lineage: Eukaryota; Metazoa; Echinodermata; Asteroidea; Valvatida; Asterinidae. Bases 62 to 367 code for a protein of 101 amino acids. The transcript has a single exon.